GGCAAUUGAGGUCAAGGUGCUAAGAAUAGUUAUGGUAUCAUCGUUGUAGUAAUAAAUGAGGCUACUUGAGGAAAGAAACACAGAUUAACUAGUCACUCACAACCUAGACUUGAAGCAAGAAUCAGACAAACCUAAAGCAAGAUGGAAGAGGAGAAAAUGGAGCUUAAGGAGGUAGAUAGAAGCUCUCAGGAAAGGGCCAAAAAAGCAGCCAAACCACCCAGCAUGUUUGAGAGAAUGAUCCAGCCAUGUAUUGCAGAGCUGGUGGGAACCAUGUUUUUCGUCUUCAUCGGCUGUGUGUCAGUGAUUGAGAAUGUGGAAGCAGCAGGGAGGCUGCAGCCAGCGCUGGUGCAUGGUCUGGCAGUAGCUGUGUUGGUGGCAUGUAUGGCAGAGAUCAGUGGAUCUCAUUUUAACCCUCCUUUCACCAUCGGCAUCUUCCUGUGUGGAGGAAUACAGAUGUCCCUGGCUGUCCUGUACCUUGUCUGUCAGCUCAUUGGAGGCGUGCUUGGUGCUGCUAUGUCAAAGGUAAUGACCUCAAAAGAAAACUACAUGAAUGCCACUGGGGCGGCCUUUACCAUUCUAAAAUCAGACGACCAACUGGGAGCAGCCAUCUUUGCUGAGAUGGCCAUGACGUGCCUGGUGACCAUGGUAGUGCUGCUGGGGGCAGUCAAUGGGAAAAGUAAGAGCCCUCUCGUGCCUUUCAUGGUGGGCUGCACUGUGAUCAUCAAUAUCCUGGCAGGUGGGGACGUGUCCGGCACCUGCCUGAAUCCAGCAAGAGCUUUGGGACCUGCACUGAUGGCUGGUUACUGGACAUAUCAUUGGGUGUACUGGGUGGGCCCGAUUGGAGGGGGCUUAAUAGCCGCAGCUCUUGUAAGGCUUCUGCUUGGAGAUGAGAAGAUCCGUGUCAUAAUGAAAUGAUAUACACCAGCAAGAUUACUCAUUGCUUUGCUAGUGUAACACAGAUGACCUCUUGUGAAAAAUAAUUUUUCUAUCUUGCAGUAGAUCUACCGGUAGAUGUCAGUAAGAUACAGAGUCAGUGAAAUACUCACACAAACGCCUGAUUUUCCCUUUAUUACAUACACGUACAGGCCGUCUUCGAACACAAGCAAGCAUGCAAGUAAAUAAAUAAAUAAAUAAAUAAAUAAUUCCUCUUAACUUUUCCAGCAGAAACAAAGUAACAUUAAAGUUUUUUUUAUCCCUUAAUCUUUGCUCAGACCUGCGCUUUUCCCGCUGUUCUGAAAAACACUUAGCAGUGCGUGCUGAAAGCUCGACUAGUGCCUUUCUCAACAUUUCUCUGCCUUUCUAAGCGUGUCAGCUUUUGAUGAACAAUCUACUGUCACAGAAUCACUGAGACAAAACUUGAGCGCAUAAUUACGGCUGGCAGGCUGGGAAGAAUCUCUACAUCUGUUUUAUUGCAGGGGUCUACAAAUGAUGGUGAUAUACAGCACCAGCCAACACAUUUACAAAAGGGUUUUUUCUGGGUUUUGCAUUUUUUCCACGUUAUGUUAUGCAAUGUUAUUAUUAUAUAAUUAAUAAUUGUAUAAUCAUACAAUCUUUUAUAUAAAUCUUUUUAAAGCUCCUCCGUGCCUUGAUGCAGUUUGUACUCCUGCAGCGUCAUAUACUUUUCCAAUAAAGGAAAUAAUAGGAGGGAAUAAAGGAAUAAAGGAGGGAAUAUUUUAAAA
Pygocentrus nattereri (red-bellied piranha) is the source of this 1679-nucleotide messenger RNA. RefSeq names its product aquaporin 8a, tandem duplicate 2 (gene aqp8a.2). Gene Ontology annotation, molecular function: water channel activity. Bases 142 to 915 code for a protein of 257 amino acids. The record is from RefSeq and is a predicted model, not a curated record. Gene Ontology annotation, cellular component: plasma membrane. Gene Ontology annotation, biological process: transmembrane transport. The transcript is spliced from 5 exons. NCBI's taxonomy places the organism in Eukaryota, Metazoa, Chordata, Actinopteri, Characiformes, Serrasalmidae.